UUUUCGUCUGGAAGCCACGUUGCUCUGCUUCAAACUCUGACCAACCCGCGCGCUCCACCUAGCCAUCGAACUGCUCUCUUUUGUCGCGGCCGAAAUUCUGAGGUAUAUAAGACUUAAGAAGGAAGACUAUUUAUAUGGCUCUGGAAUCCGAUGGAAGAUCUUCGGAAUCCAAUGCUGAAGUUCUUCUCUGAUCAAGAGCUUUGUUAUGCUGAGAUCGUCCCUAGUGCUCAGGUCCGAGCUAGAAUUGAAGUUUCAGUGCUCAAUUUUCUCAAGAAUUUGAAUGCAUCAAACCCCGCCAUCUCAGAUUUGCCUCUGAUUCAGAGAAAAUUUUGCAACAGCCGAGUAAAUCAUAGCUUGAUGACCGACCUAUCAUGUGUUUUCCUCUCCCAUUCUGUUUCUUCGAGGUCCUUGAUGAGGCCUAAUGCAGCAAAGGCCUUCGUUAGAGUGUGGAAGGUGAUGGAGUUGUGCUAUCAGAUAUUGCUUCAGGAAAAGCGUGUCACGCAGAGGGAGCUAUACUACAAGCUUCUGUGCGAUUCGCCACAUCUGUUUCCUUCUCAGAUAGAUGUCAACAGGACAAUCCAAGAUGUCGUGGCAUUGCUUAGGUGCAGCCGAUACAGUCUCGGAAUCAUGGCAUCUAGUCGAGGUUUAGUAGCCGGCCGCCUUACUUUUCAGGAGCCGGGCAAAGAGGUUGUUGAUUGCUCUGUAUGCGGAUCUUCUGCACAUACAAUUCCGGGAGAUGUGAAUUUGUUAGAAAACUUGAUUCUAGAUACUGAUGCUAGAUACAUUAUAAUUGUGGAGAAGCAUGCAAUAUUUCAGCGGCUUGCUGAGGAUCAAUUUUUUAAUCAAAUUCCAAGCAUUCUUGUCACAGCUAAAGGUUAUCCAGAUAUGGCAACGAGAGUUCUUCUUCAUCGAAUCCAUCGAACAUUUCCUGACUUGCCAAUUUUAGCUUUGGUGGAUUGGAAUCCUGCUGGAUUAGCUAUUUUGUGCACCUUCAAAUUUGGAAGUGUUACAAUGGGCCUAGAGGCAUACAGAUACGCGUGCAAUGUGAAAUGGUUAGGCUUACGGGGGCAUGAUCUAGAGAUGUUGCCUGACGAAUCUUUGGUUCCAUUAAAGCCAAAGGAUCUCCAAAUUGCUCAAAGCUUGAUGUCCUCCGGAAUCUUACAGGGGAAUUACAGAGAUGAGGUGGCCUUAAUGGUCCAGAGUGGUAGGCGAGCUGAAAUCGAGGCCCUAUACUUUCAUGGGUAUGAUUAUUUGGGGAAGUACAUAGCUAAAAAGAUUGUUCAGUCCGAUUAUAUAUAAUGACAUAGAUAGUAAUUUCUUAUGUAUAAGCACUAAGCAGGGUACCAAGACCGUUGUAGUCGGAUAAUCAGCAAAAAUUACAAGUUCAACUUUCCUAAAUUUAAUCCAAUUCAUGUUAGAGGACUGGUUUCAUCCUAA
Messenger RNA from Arachis duranensis, 1437 nucleotides. RefSeq names its product meiotic recombination protein SPO11-2. Gene Ontology annotation, biological process: reciprocal meiotic recombination; meiotic DNA double-strand break formation; meiotic DNA double-strand break processing. The record is from RefSeq and is a predicted model, not a curated record. Gene Ontology annotation, cellular component: nuclear chromosome. The transcript is spliced from 13 exons. Gene Ontology annotation, molecular function: ATP binding; DNA binding; DNA topoisomerase type II (double strand cut, ATP-hydrolyzing) activity. The coding region runs from base 151 to 1299 and encodes 382 amino acids. Lineage: Eukaryota; Viridiplantae; Streptophyta; Magnoliopsida; Fabales; Fabaceae.